Plutella xylostella (diamondback moth) is the source of this 848-nucleotide messenger RNA. The record is from RefSeq and is a predicted model, not a curated record. Lineage: Eukaryota; Metazoa; Arthropoda; Insecta; Lepidoptera; Plutellidae.
AUUACAUUAGGCAACAUUCAAUACAAUAAGUAUAAAAUAUAGGUUCUGUAUUCAGUUGACCUAGUUUAUUUUGCGUCGGUAAAAGUAUUGUUUCUUCGUAAGAAAAAUGUAUCUCCGAAUAAUAUUGUUUGUUGCCGCCGUUGUUUUUGAGAACAACGCAUGUCCUUGCGCGUCAUCACCUCUGUACGCGCCAGCCAUCACCAGCUUCUACCCCGUGGCUGGUCCCAGCGCCUACUCCGUAGUAUCCAGCCCCUGCGGAUGUCAAACUAGUCCCUGCGGAUGUCCCAUCAGUCCCUGCGGAUGCAGUAACCCCUGCGCCUUCUCCGCGGCAGGUCCGUGCCCGUACGAGGUGAACCCUUGUGGAUGCGGCCUCAGCCCGUGCAGCUGCCCGGUGUCCAGCCCGUGUGGAUGCGCCGCGCCUAUUGUCUGUGGUUGUGGCUCGCCUAGCCCCUGUGGUUGUGGCUCCCCUAGCCCCUGCAGUUGUGGCUCAAUUAGCCCCUGUGGUUGCUCAACCCCUGUUUCUUGCGGUUGUGGCUCCCCUAGCCCGUGUGGGUGUGGAUACCCCGGUCCCUACACUUGCGGCUGCGACGGCGUCCUGACCAGCCCCUACGACCUGCCUUCAUGCGGCUGCUUCAAGGACCUCUGCAACCCCUGCGAUGACUGCCAGUGCAAGGCCAAGCCAGUAUGCGCCUGCCUCGACGCCGCAAACGAAAACAGCUGCAGCUGCACCAAAAUUAAACCCUACAUCUUCUUCCCUGAGGUUGAAUAUCCCUUGACCUUAUUGGAGGUUAACAAGCCGUUCUACUACAACACUUGCUACGGAUAUUAAUUGACUGAAUAAAAUAUGA